Messenger RNA from Trematomus bernacchii (emerald rockcod), 1066 nucleotides. It is a transcript of the gene slc66a3, whose product is annotated as solute carrier family 66 member 3. Bases 96 to 719 code for a protein of 207 amino acids. The record is from RefSeq and is a predicted model, not a curated record. The transcript has 7 exons. Lineage: Eukaryota; Metazoa; Chordata; Actinopteri; Perciformes; Nototheniidae.
CUUGACACUGGUGACAACACAGCAGCAUCUGGCUGCCACUUUUAGCCAUAUCGUCGGAAAUCUUACAAGUUUUAGGUCACAUUUAGUGUUUAACAAUGCAGUCCGACACGCUGCUGCACGCGGCUAACUUCAGCACCCUGCUGCUGUGCAUGGUGCUCAAGUUCCCGCAGAUCUUUGCUCUGAUGCGGGCCAAGUCCUCGGCAGGAGUCAGCUUCAACAGUCUACUCCUCCAACUGCUCGGGUAUAUUGUUUUUGUAACGUACCAGAUGUACUAUGACUACCCACCGCCAACAUACCUGGAAUAUCCAAUCCUCAUUGCACAAGAUGCCAUCCUCCUGCUCCUCAUCCUGCACUACAACGGCAACCUGAAGCAGAGCCUCCUCUACACCUUGCUGUUUGUCGGGGGUUGGAGGCUCCUCACUCUGGAGAAGUGGAUCAUAGAUUCGGCCAUGAGCCUGUGCAUAUUCAUCAGUGCAGCCAGUAAAUUUGCCCAGCUGCAGUGCAUGUGGAAGUCUAAGGACGCAGGACAGGUUAGCGCCCUCUCCUGGGCAAUGGCUACCUUCACAUGUAUUGCACGGAUUUACACCACCACAGUGACAACUGGAGACAUGCAGGUUCUGGUGCGGUUCGUCGUCAUGACGCUGCUCAACAUGUGGGUGCUGCUCACCGUGCUCUACUACCAGAGGCAGCGCAGCAGCAGCUCCAAGAAGGAGGACUAAAGCUGGAGGGGGACCCUGAGCCGGACUGUCCUGUAAACCAGCUGGUCCCAGAUCUGUGUAGCAGAGAUCUCCGUUACUGCAGACACGACUGAAAAACAAACCUCACAUGUAAAGACGGUUAUGUAGGCAGCUUUUUUUAAAGUUACCCAUCAAAUGUGCUUUUUUUUUUACCUCAUAUCUUUUUUAUAACAUUUUAGUGACAAAAAAAACAAUGCUUUUUCCUACUGUAUGUGACAUAAUGUAGUGUUGUUAGAUAAAGAACAUUUUUCUAUGCAAUAUGAGAAAUACUGUAAUCUGCAAAGCUUUCCUUAUCUGAACUAUUUUAAUAAAACAUUACAUUGUGGUAA